Molecule: messenger RNA, 2821 nt
Organism: Aspergillus candidus
Lineage: Eukaryota; Fungi; Ascomycota; Eurotiomycetes; Eurotiales; Aspergillaceae
Product: DUF3405 domain-containing protein
Exons: 1
Coding region: 249-2681 (810 amino acids)
Source: RefSeq, a predicted model, not a curated record
GUUGCAUUGAGUUUACCAGGAGGUACGUGAGAGAUCAGAUCCCUUGUAAUGUCUCAUUACAGUCCCUUCCCUCCUAACUCAGUCGCAUCCCAGGACAAUCCCCCUUGGUCCCUCACUCCCUGCAUCCCUUGACACUUUGGAUCGGUCCGUUGAUCGUCCUCCUCACAUACCACACCCGCUGCGUGGCAUUGCUGUCGGUCUUUCGGCAGUCAGCCUGUAGCCCUCUGUAGCCCUUGCUACGCGCAGCCAUGACGCUCCGAACGGAGAGGCAUUCCUCCAGCUCCGAUGGCUCACUCCCAUGCUCCCCGGACGGCCGAGAUGCCACAAUAGACCUCGAGAAACAACACCCGCCACGCAACUACCGCCGAACGAGCUACGACUCCUUCACUUCAGCAGACAGUGGUGACGACUCGGUCACCUCGUCUUCCCCUUCGAACCAACCCAUGUUGGCCCCUACAACGGUGCGCCGCACCCGCGCCGGUGUAGGCUUCUACCGCGUCCCCCAUCGCAUCAUGAGAUGGCUCUGCUUUUCGCUCUUCAUGGCGCUGGUCUUGUUUAUUGUCACCUUGUUCCGAUUCACGAUCACCUCCUCUGUCAGUCCAGUUCCCCUGGAAGUACCUAAUACCCCUCCGAAGCCGCCCACCUGGGAAAGCUUCCCGUUCUUAACACGAUAUCACGGUGGGAUUCGGACCUUGGUGCCCCGCAAAGGUCAAGUCGCUGAAUAUCCGAACGAUGAAUGGGAGGCGCUGGGGUUGGAUGCCAAUGAGACGAAGCCAGCCGUCGAGGCACGCGACGAACACCUGCCCCUGUCAAGUUCGGUCUUCAAUCCUUAUCCCGACUACGCCUCGAAGAAAUACACUGAAAAAUAUGGCGAGAAGCGUGAGUGCUUCUUGGAUGAGCAUCGGGCGAUCCACGUUCCACAGGUCCACCAUUAUCCUGCGGUUCCGCGGGGUUUCCCAGAUGCCGUGAUGGGCUCGAAUGAGAUGCUGGGGAUCCAAGACGACGUGUGCUUUGACCGAUUUGGCCGCCUGGGUCCCUAUGGCUUGGGGUACAGCGUACGAAAAGGCGGCAUCGGCGCCGGCUUGGAGGGCGACCGCGACGGCGCAGAGCGCGUCUGGGAAGAACAUCCGCCCGUGGACUUUCGCAAAGUCGACUGGGCUGCUGCUCAAAGCCGAUGUCUCGACGUCAACCGACAUCGAUUCCAGGAUCUGCCAGAACCGCGGGCGAAUCAUUUUCUCUCGAUGCCGGUGGGCACGCUGCUGGCGACCAACGAGACCUCGCCAAAACUGCAGGAUCGACAGGAGCUGUCGCGGAACGGUACUGAGCGGUUGCAGCGGACGGCUGUCGUGAUCCGCACCUGGCAUGAUUUCCGCUUUACCUCCGAGGACAUCCUGUACCUGCGUUCUCUGAUCUCAGAGCUAUCGCUCAUGUCAGGCGGCGAAUACGUGGUUCACAUUUUGGUUCACGUCAAGGACGAAAACCUACAGAUCUGGUCCGACGAUGAGACAUACGACCGUGUUCUGAAAGACUCCCUGCCCGAAGAAUUCCGCGGCUUGGGGACACUGUGGUCGGAACGGCAAAUGUCUCUCAUGUACCCCGGAUUGGAAGAGACGAUGACCCGCGGGCUGCCCAUCCACGGUGUAUACCGCAGCACCUAUAUGCCCAUGCAGUAUUUUGCACACCAGCAUCCCGAGUAUGACUACUACUGGAACUGGGAGAUGGAUGCACGAUACACAGGUCACUGGUACCACCUUUUCGACAAGGUCGUGGACUGGGCAAAGGAGCAGCCACGGAAGGGACUUUGGGAGCGAAACGCCCGGUUCUACGUGCCCUCCGUCCACGGUUCCUGGGAGGACUUCCGACAGAUGGUCCGGGUGCAGACCGAGAUUGGCACCAACAGCCCGAACAACCUAUGGAGCGGUGCCAACGGUCCAACGCCCGGUGACAAAAACCCUCACAAACAGCAGGGCGACAAGCCGAUCUGGGGACCCGAGCGGCCCGACGAGCGCGACAUGUUCGAAGUUGAAGGCGAGGGCAUCCCCCCAACCACGGUGGACAAGGACCGAUACGAAUGGGGCGUCGGAGAAGACGCAGACCUGAUCGUGUUCAACCCGCUUUACGACCCAGAAGGCACCACCUGGCUCCUCCGUGACGACGUCACCGGGUACAACCGGGAGAACGGCAUGCCCCCGCGGCGGACGGCCAUCAUCACAGCCUCGCGCCUCUCCCGCAAGCUGCUCCACACGAUGCACCGCGAGACGACCCUCAAGCGGCACAGCAUGUUCUCCGAGAUGUGGCCCGCCACAACGGCGCUGCACCACGGGUUCAAAGCCGUAUACGUGCCGCACUCGGUGUACGUCGACCGCCGGUGGCCCACGCGGUAUCUCGAGUCGGUGUUCAACGCCGGCCGCAACGGCGCGUCGGGAGGCGCGCGCACCUCCAUCUUCGGCGACCGCGAGCACAACUUCCGCGGCACCACAUGGUUCUACUCAGCGGGGUUCUCGCCCAAUCUGUGGCGCCGCUGGCUGGGCUAUAAGGUCGAUAACGACGGGGGUGAGCAGGCGGAAGUGGCUGGGGAGGGGCGCAUGUGUCUCCCUCCGAUGCUUUUACAUCCGGUGAAGGAGCUGGAUAUGGUGAUUGAUGAUGGUGUCCAGCCGAGUGAGUCUACUCCUGAGGAGUAGCCACGCCCUGGGUGGGGACUGCUAUAUGUGUGAUGUGAUUUACAGGUUGAAGGUUGAUGGGCUGACCACUUACGUUUGGCAAAACGGCGUUGAUCUAUUUUGGGCUGAGCUUGAGCAUGUUGCUGGAUGUUAGAGUUUCU